AUUCUGAAUGGCCUUAGCGCUGAGCCGGCUGCUUGAGUCGUUUCUUUAUGAAAUCAUGCCUCGGGUGGGGUGGGCAGAGGAUGGAGCCGACUGAAGGGAAAAGAGGGCACUGGUUGGCAGCGCUAGCUAUGAGGCGGGUGCCUGGCUUGGGCGUUUGCAGGGCUGCGUGUCAGUGGCGGCUGAGUACUGUCUCUUUGCCCCUCUUUGUCUUCUUCCUCCUCGUUUCGCCACUGGGGCUGGCCGCUUCACAGCUACGCCAAAGGCAGGCCUGUAGUACUUGCCGUGGAAUAGCGGACCGGUUCAGACAGGGACUAACAGAUACAGCCAAAAAGAACUUUGGAGGUGGUAAUACUGCUUGGGAAGAAAAAACCCUAUCUAAAUAUGAGACCAGUGAAAUUCGACUUGUAGAGAUAAUAGAGAACCUGUGUGACAGUAGCAACUUUGAAUGCAACAACAUGGUCGAAGAGCAUGAAGAACACAUUGAAGCUUGGUGGUUCAAAUGGAGAAAGAAAAACACAGAUUUGUUUAAGUGGCUUUGUAUAGAGAAGAUUGAAGUUUGCUGCCCUGCUGGGACCUAUGGACCUGAUUGUCUUGCGUGCCUCGGUGGGUCAGAAAGGCCUUGCCAUGGGAAUGGCCGAUGCGAUGGAGAUGGCACUCGAGGUGGUGAUGGGUCAUGCAGCUGCAACAAGGAAUACAAAGGAGAAUUUUGUUUAGAAUGUGCUGAUGGCUACUAUAACUCACACAGAAACGACACACAUUCCGUUUGUACAGCUUGUCAUGAGUCGUGUAAAACUUGCAGAGAUGCAGCGAAUACAGACUGCCAGGACUGUAAAGAAGGUUGGACCAAAAACGAAAAUGCCUGUGUGGAUGUGGAUGAAUGUGCUGCUGAAGACUCCCCUUGCAGCAGUGACCAAUACUGUUUAAACACAGAUGGCUCCUUCUCCUGCAAAGCUUGUGAUAUUAGCUGUUUAGAGUGCACAGGAGAAGGUCCUGGCAAAUGUAAAAGCUGCAUAGCUGGCUAUGAAAUGGAAGAUGAAAAAUGCACAGAUGUGAAUGAAUGUGCCCUGCCUGGAAAAGUGUGUGUGAGAGACUAUGAAGACUGUGUUAAUACUCCCGGUGGCUUCAAAUGUGUCUGCGCAGAGGGCUUUGAAGACAAGGAUGGUGCCUGUGCUCCAGUUAUAAAAACAGAAGAGACAGCAUCAGAAAACACGUCUUCACCCGCUACCCAUGAGGACUUAUGAUCUACAUUCCAAGAUGAGAGACACUGAUACCCUGACCCUUAAGUUAUUGCAAUGAACAACUUUUAGGGUGUGUAUAUGGUAUUAAAUAUGUGCUGGUUUCCAGUAUGGUACUUUUUGAGUAGUGGAUGAUAAAUUGCCCUUAGAACUGCAUUUCUUCAAUACAUAGAAAUGGAUGUGGGUUUUCUGUUUUUUUAAAUAUGGCCAUGGAAUUAUCUUAGAGGUAGUUGGAGGUAAAUAAAUUGCAGCACAGUUGAAUACCUUGAACUCAGUCUGGGACUAAUAGCACUUUUGUGGAAUAAUCUGGUAAAGGGAACUGGCAAAUUCAAGUCACUUUGGACACAU
Molecule: messenger RNA, 1583 nt
Organism: Gekko japonicus
Lineage: Eukaryota; Metazoa; Chordata; Lepidosauria; Squamata; Gekkonidae
Gene: CRELD2
Product: cysteine rich with EGF-like domains 2
Exons: 10
Coding region: 48-1241 (397 amino acids)
Molecular function (GO): calcium ion binding
Source: RefSeq, a predicted model, not a curated record